AUGACUGUUGAGUCAUCCGAGCCCGAGACAACAAGACGAAUCUUGACAAAGAGAGUGUUUCCAGCCCAUACGAAAGAGUGGUUCCAACAGCUUCCACGGGAAAUGCAGAGGAAAUACGCAUCGGAACAGAUUCAGGCAGAUGUCGGACGACAAUGUGUUGAUAGUGGCAUCAGCCACCAAGAACAUGAGUCUCGACUUGAUCCAGGAAGUUAUACGAAGCCUCCGACGAGGUGGGAACUUGAAGGGAGUAUCUCAGAAGCUAUGUUGGAUAUUGAAGGUCUAGCACUUGAAGACCCUGAAACAGGUAUAAUGCAUAUGGUAUCACGGGGAUCGAUAGGCCCGAGAGCUUCGACGAGACUUCCAAACAAUCUGCUUACUUUCCCUCUUGAAUGUGGAAGAGUUCUGCGAGAAGUCAGCAAGUUGGAUCUCUUGGUAGAUCAAUUCGCCCAAUCUCUCGUGUGUGCAUCGGGAAUUACUGUCUCACCCCUCGAGCAGAGGACGCUUGCAAGACUUGAAGCCUUGGACAGCGAAUCUUACGAUGGCCAUCUAAGCCUCAUGUCUGCAUUGAGAUAUUUAUGCAAGGCCACACCAACGACAGAUCUUCGAGCCAGAAUCCGGCAAUGCGCAAUUGAAAGCCUUACUUUCGAGGAUGUCUUCCGCGCCUGCACUUCGAUAAUUCUCAUGGAUCUGAUCUUUCAAGGGAGCCCACCAGAAAUGCUCGCUCUUCGAGACACAUUGGAGAGAGCUCAUCCAGCAAGUUCCAAUCCCAGACCUCUCUUGAUAGAGCAAUGCAUUGAAGACUAUUUCGGCCCUCUGCUCAGCUUGCCAUCUUUCCAACACUCCAUCACAAGCUCAGCGCCAGCCUUGGGCCUUAGCUUGUAUUCAAAAUUGAAGCCUUUAAUUGUGCUCCUCGGAGACGAGAUCGACCCAGAUAUCGAGCGACUCUGCCAUCGCGACUGCUUCGAAAUCUGCAAGGCUGCAUGCUUAUUGAACGCAGAAUUCAAGGUGAAGCCAACUUCUCCGGUCGAGCUUUACACCGUACUCAGUGGUGAUGAGGUCAAGGGAUACUAUGUCGACAAUUCAGCAGAAGAUGACAAAGUGGGGAUCAUGCUUAUGUUUGGCGUCAAAGCUGCUGGCAACUCUGAUAUGCCACUGAUCUACAGCAAAGCGAAGGUAGCCACAUCUAGUACGGAGAAGUGA
Messenger RNA from Mollisia scopiformis, 1200 nucleotides. RefSeq lists its product as uncharacterized. The record is from RefSeq and is a predicted model, not a curated record. The transcript is spliced from 3 exons. The coding region runs from base 1 to 1200 and encodes 399 amino acids. NCBI's taxonomy places the organism in Eukaryota, Fungi, Ascomycota, Leotiomycetes, Helotiales, Mollisiaceae.